This is a messenger RNA of Pocillopora meandrina, 4096 nucleotides long. NCBI's taxonomy places the organism in Eukaryota, Metazoa, Cnidaria, Anthozoa, Scleractinia, Pocilloporidae. The record is from the annotation of a GenBank genome assembly.
CCUAAAUAGAACAUUACGUUCAAGCGAAGAAAGGAAAUGAUUACCAUCUCAAGAAGCUCUUGAUUGUUAAACAAGUAAUCACUGUCAGUUUCGUAGGAAACGUGUAGAGAACAGUAUUGAGAAUAUGCAUACUGAUGUUACGUUGAAAAGGGUUAAAUCGUACAACAUGUGGAGUUUACACACACGAAGUUUCCUGGUACCCUUCACACACCCCUUCGUUCCACUGGCGUGCCGUGGUGCGUGUCGGCAACAUACUUCGAUUCAUCAAUUAUUCACAAGAUCAAUGUCCUUUUGUCAGUAAAAUUCCUGGGAGUAGCUCUUUUUUAAGUGAAGCCUCGAACUCAAGUGUGAUAUGUACUGAGCAAGCGUUACAGCGAAUCGAUUGUAGGAUUUCUUCUUGGAGUCUUGUGCUUAUUUAUCGUCAAUGUCGCUCUUAGCCGAUCACAAGUUGUUUUUGGGAGCCGUGGGGAUCGCAUUGACUUCUGCGGUGGCCGGUUUUGGUGUUAGUCGGAUAUUUGAACGUCGAGAUAAAAGCCUCUUUAAAAUCAGCGAUGAGAACAAUCCAGUCGGCAAGUAUGUAACAGAACAUGGAAUCCGCGAACCAUCAGUGCUUACCAGCUUGAGAAAGGUUAGAAUCAAUCGUAAAGCUCAUUCGGUGGGUUUCCUUUAAUUUUCCAGUCUUUUCACUAUUAUUUGCCUAGAAGUUUCUGGUCUUUAAUGUGGAUUCUUCGUCUUGACCAUUGCAUAAUACGAAGAGGCAAACAAUAACGGACCCUAUAAAUUGAUUUCCGACAUGCAAAUUAAUUUUUCGAUGAGGAAAAUACCCUGACUGAAUUUUGAACGGUAUGCUACUCCAUAUAAUCAUGACAUGCUUUCUCGUGGCGCACAUUGGCGUUGUCAGCUACAUACGGUCAUGUUUAUCGUCUUGAUUGAUCUGAUAAGUCAUUACUUUGACAUGAUCGGAGAAUUUGGUGAUCAAGGAGGAAAGGUCGACGUUUUGGUGAGCAGUUUUGCUAAGUAUUUUAUGAGUUGUGACAUAUUUUGAGGAACCCUAGGUGUAAAAAUGCUCAGCGAUACUACACAGCAAUUGGGUGAAGGGCUACCACUCAAAACGUCAGCUUUUAAAACUCCUUAUAGUGAUCAAUUUACUCUUUCAACUCAGUUGAUAACACUGAAUCACCCUGUUUUACUCUCCCACCCACAGCACCACAGUUUCUUUAGAAACUUAACCCCCCCCUCCUCCCAUGGACUUGGUCCAUCACUGGGAAUACAACAGUAAUGUUAGAGUUCAUAGUUAUUCAUGUGCAUUUCAUGUAUGUUAGUAUAUCUAUCUUUGCAGGCAACUGUGAAGCUUCCAUUAGGUGACAUGCUUUGUAGUUCUGAUGAAGCUCAGCUUAUGAGGUUGCUUAUAGAAUUGAUUAAGGCCAAAAAGGUUAUCGAAAUAGGUGAGAUGGACAUUUAAAAAGACAUUUAUUAGUCUACUAAUCUCAUUUUUCUUUUCAUUUGAAUUUUAUGGGAAUAAUGGUAGAUGAUAACACUGUCAAAUAGUGUUGGAUAUCUAAAAGUGGAAUGUGAACUUAAGACUUUCCUUUGCACAUAGCCUUUCUUAAUAUAUAUUCACCAGUAGUCAGUUGACAUAUCCCUUAGAGGUCAGUAGUUUAUAUUGAUAAUGGAAAUGGGUCAACUUUUUCUUUUGUGGGUGAUGCCAAUCAGUUGAUGAAAGGAAAACACUUAAUCCCCAUAAGCUUUGAAUUGGGAUUUGGUGUGAUGGCUUUGGUGGAGGGAAGAAGACUAGGGAUAAAAUUAAUUAUUAUUCAUUAGAUUUACAAUGAAAAAUCUGUUUGAUUGAGAGCCUACAGUCAAUAUAAAACAAUGUGUGAAGUUGACAUGAUUACCCAAAAUCUGCAACAGAUAUAGGUUUAUCAUGUAGAGUUCAUACUCUGCCUAGUUUCCAAGCCCCUAGUGCCUUUAGUGUUCUCAAACAUUUGCAAACUCAGUCAUGGAGGAGUGUCUUCUUUAGCCGAUUGUUAAAAAAAAAUUAUCAUAAAGCUAUUAGCAAAGUUGUUUUUUGCAUGAUAUCAUGUAUUAUCAAACCUUGUGUCUCAGAACUUUGCAUUAAUAAUUCAUGAUAUCAUGCUUAACCUCAUUCAAUAGUUGCCUAUAGUAUGUAAAGAGGUAAGGAUUUGGACCUUGAGAUGAAACAUGGCUUAUUUAACUGCUCUCUUAGCUCCCAGUGAAGAGGCUUAAGUGAGGCUCAGUUAUAAGUUGAAAUGUCUCUUAAGUUUAUACCUAUUAGGUGCAGGUAUUUGGAAACUAAGAACAACCUGGGUGAAGCAAAACUAAUGAGUUGUUAUAACAAAUUCAACUUGUAAUUUAGUUGAAAUCUUUCAUAUUUUCCCUUCUUUCAGGUGCUUUUACUGGUUAUAAUACACUAAGUAUGGCCAUAGCUCUGCCAUCUGAUGGCAAGGUUGUGGCGUGUGAUGUCACAGACAAGUUUAUGAAAGAGGUUGAUUAUGACCGUUACUUCCAAGAAGUAAGCUGAAAAAUGUUUUAUUUCAUCUUACAUGUAUGCUAAGAAAAUGAUUAAUUUAAGACCCAUUUAAGGCAGGUCAGUUUUACAUGUGGACCCUCUUUAUAUAGUAUCAACAGUAUUGGCUGGUGAAAUGAUUAUGUAAGCUAAGAAAAGUUUUGCUACUAAAUUUGUAACAAAAGGUAAUUGUUUUGUGACUACUUUUAGCACUCAUGUAGAAGUGAUUUAUUAGUAACAUCCCUCUAACUCCCAUGAGUGACCAAGACAAAAUUUCUCCCUACAAUAUCAAUACAAUAUCAAUCAGAUAAGUGAUGAGAAUAGUAAAAAAAAUAUCAAUUUAGGGAUAAUAAGUUGAUUCAAUUACUAACUUCUCUGAAAUAACAUUAUAAGAACUGUAUGUUUGACAGUAAGGAGAAGUACAAAUUUGAUCUGGGAGUUAAAGGAUUAAUAAUAUCAAACAAUCCAGACAAGAGAUGUUAAGAAUGAGAAAAUACAAACAAAUUUUCUUUACUUAUUUGUAGGGAAGUUAGUUGAAUAAGAAGGAAGAAGAAUGAAUCCUAUUUUGGGUCAAUUGUUUACAGCUCAGUUCAUUACAUGCAGUGACUUUUUUAUUCUUACUAUUUUUUAUGUAGGCUGGUGUUGAGUCAAAAGUUGAAUUUAAGAUACAGUCUGCCCUCGCUACUCUAGGUAAUAAUAAUCUCCUUUUGUUGAUGUCUGGUGAGUUAUUGAAAAUCAGCUAAUUCCAUUUCCUUGGUCAGAUGCUCUCCCACACUUUACUUUAGAGGUUACUACAUACCAGGUUCACAUGACAAGAAGCUCUGUGUACAGCUAGGAAUAGCAAAAGAAUAUCCUGUGUGGAGAUACAGAGGGACAGAUGGUGAAUACUUGAGCAAAUAAACAUUAAAAACCCUCAGAACAGAUUUAUGCUAUAACAAAAAGAUAUAUCUUAUUGUGUUUUGAAACCUAUACACUCACAUCAAAUGGUAAUAACUCUGACCUGAAAUAAUUGCCUUUUUACAGAUGAACUUAUUGCUGCAGGAGAAGCUGAAAGCUUUGAUCUUGCUUUUAUUGAUGCUGAUAAGACUGAAUAUGACCGGUACUAUGAAAAAUCUUUGCAGCUUCUGCGGCAGGGAGGGCUGAUAGUAGUUGACAAUGUAAGUAUAGGGUCAGUGUAAGGUAUAGGAUGUAUAGAUAGAUCUCUUAAAACCCUGUGGUGAUUAACAUGAAACUUCUCCCAAUAAUAUCCAUACAUUAUUCAGCAAACAGGUAGUGAGAAUGUUCAAACGUAUCAGGUAGAAGCUGAAAAUGACCAAAAAGUGGCUCUCAAGGAGUAGAAGCAGAGAUUAAGUUGCAUAAAAUUUUGCAAAUUAUUUGACACUGUUUUAAUUUUUUAUAUAUUUUUUUUAGGUUUUGUUGAACGGUUCAGUUUGCGACCCUGAGGAAAUAGCUACAAAUCCAAGGACAAGAGCAAUACACAACUUGAACAUGAAACUUCACAAAGACACUCGUGUCACCAUUAGUAUGAUUCCCUUUGCAGAUGGUGUGACAAUAGCAAUGAAGCUCUAA